AUGACUCGCCCUCUGCAGUGCCUUACUUCCCUGGUGGUGUUGGCCUUAGUGCUCGGCCAGUCAGCCCAUUGUGCUGUAGUCAAGAAGUCGUCAGCCCCAGGAAGCCAGACUCCCCUCUACGACGAAGACCAAAAAAGUAUCGACGGCCAUUGUUAUGUCACGCGACUUUUCGCUGACAAAACUGAAUAUGAAAAGCAUUGUGAGGAGAAGUCAACUUCCAAAUGGCCAUGCUUCAAAAGUUCAGAUUCCGCCUCUCUCAAGUACACCACCAUUGAACCUUGGCUUGAACCUUUCGAUAUGUCGAAAGAGAUCGUAUUGAUGGACAACACAGCAAGCGCUUUCACGUUGAGUGAUCCCUCGGUCGCGUUUACAAUCACAUACCCCUCUGGUGUCAGCCUAAGGUACUAUGACUAUGACGACAAGACCGGAUGCUACAAGAUUCACCUGCACACUGUAGUUGAUUUGCGUAUCUUCGUUUCAGACGGAAACGGAGACGAUCGGGACAUUGACACCAGACACCAUACGGACACGGGCAAGCAACUGUGCUCCAAGUGGAUCACAAUCGAUAUUGUAGACGACAUAUAG
Molecule: messenger RNA, 585 nt
Organism: Ustilago hordei
Lineage: Eukaryota; Fungi; Basidiomycota; Ustilaginomycetes; Ustilaginales; Ustilaginaceae
Exons: 2
Coding region: 1-585 (194 amino acids)
Source: RefSeq, a predicted model, not a curated record